AGUGAAUCAUUUUCCAGUUUAUAUUGGAUUUUCCUGCCCAAAAGUGAAUAUUUUUGUAAAAUCCAGUGUUAGAAAAAACCAUUGGAAACAGCCAAAAUGGCUUCCAUGUUCGAUCAGUAUUCCUCGGCCCUGAUAAAGGAAAACACCAGCGAGCCGGAUCAAUCCAAUCGUCCCCAAUCGUCGGGCUACGUAAGCGUUCGCACCAAGAAGGAACCUCCCAUUUUCGCGAAACAAAAAAUGAAUCUCAACCUUCCGUCCGGCAUCCUGUUCCUGUCGGUGCAAAACGAUUGGAUUAUAAUUUUGAUGACCAACCUAACGAUUCUGCGGAUGAACAUCAAACAGCCGAACAAGUUCACCGAGGUCCCGAUCGACAAGUACGUCGGUGGGUUCAAAUCGUGCAAUCUUUUUCUGGACCCACUGGGGGCGCAUUUGUUUAUUACGUUGGCACCGAAGUCUCCGGGCUUCACGCCAGACGUUCUCUAUCUGCAGCGAAAUAGCUUCAAGCCUAAAUUUAUCACCAAGUUGAAAGAUCAGGAAAUUACGGCCAUUGGAUUCAACUACUCCAAUAACAUGGAGAUGAUGACCGGUCCGAUUUUGUUGGGUACGAGUAAAGGAACUAUUUGGGAGGCUGAUAUCGGAAUAGACAGCGGAGAUAAACUGGUGCAGCAGGUCGUUCGUCAGGUGUUCGAUGUUGGAACCGGUGGUGAUAGUCGUCCCAUAACGGGCAUUGAAUUCCACAUGCGUCAGGAUCAAAGGAAUAUGCACUGUAUCAUUCUGGUGCUAACGUUGGAUAGAAUCUAUACAUUCCAUGAAACUAUUCGCCAAGCAGAUUCAAAAAUGGCACCGGGACAGCUGCAGAAAGUAUUUAAAUCGUACUUGAGCAUCCCCGAGCAGUUGAAUGAUUUUCAGGAUGUGAUCAGUAAACUGAACUACUCGAAGCUAGCAUUUAACUACGAGGAAGAUUUCCCAAAGAGUUUUGGUUGCUUGACUGAGGACGGACUCAAUUUCCAAGAAAUAGACCCGAAGAUGAACAGUCCGCAAUUUGUGGUGCAAAAGGAGUUGAUACCGUAUCCCACGCACGACGUUGUUCAGCCAAAUUCAUACAAAAUGGUGUCGAAUGUGAACACACCCCUGUCGUUCGUUCUGACGGAUUUCCACGCCAUCCUGCUGUACGUGGAUCACGUGACGGCCAUUUCUCUUCUGAACUAUCAGGUCGUCUAUGAGGAAUACUUUGUCGAGCAGUAUGGCAAAUUGUGCAAUGUGGUGAAGGAUGUUCGUUCCAAUGUCACGUACGUUUACAGCAACAAGAUGAUUUUCAGAUACAAGAUCAACAACGAGCAACGCAAUGCCUGGCGGCUGUACGCCGAUCGACAGAAGUUUGACCUGGCGCUGCAGUACUGCAAUGACAAUCCCGCCCACCGGGACAUGGUUCUGGUCAAGCAGGCUCAGUCCUACUUCGACGUUGGCAACUAUUUGGAAGCAGCUCAAAUCUAUUCUGACACGCAGCUUAGCUUCGAGGAAGUGUGCUUGAAGUUUCUGCAGCGUAAUCAGAACGACGCCCUGAUGCUGUAUCUGAAGAACCGUUUGGCCAAGUUGAAACCCCAGGAGAAGACUCAAAUAACGAUGCUGAUCGUGUGGUUGGUGGAGUUGUAUCUAGUUGAGAUUUCGCGCUCUGCUGGGGAUAAUGUCCAGCGGGAGAGGGACCUACAGAAGGAGUUCGAUGCGUUCAUGCAGACGGCUAUCGUAAUCGAUUGUAUGAAGAAAAAUCGGUCUGUGAUCUACGAUCUGAUGGCAUCCCACGGGGAUAGUAACAAUCUGGCAGCGCUGACAACGAUCCACAAGGAUUACGAAAGCGUAAUCCAACAGUACAUCAACCAGAAUCGCUUCGAUGAUGCCUUGGCAGCUCUGAGGGCUCAAAGUCGGCAGGAAGUGUUCUACAAGUAUGCUCCAAUCAUCAUGGAAGAACUCCCUUCGGAAACAAUCGGUGUACUGGUCCAUCAAGGGAAGCGGCUGGAUCCCAUCAAAUUGAUUCCAUCGCUGCUCUGCCUGGAUAGCCCCAGACACAUCGCCGAAAUAGUUAAAUAUCUUGAAUUCUGCAUUCAUUCAAUCCGUUGCUCCGAGCCGGCCAUUCACAAUUACUUGAUCCAGCUAUACAGCGAACAUUUUCGAGACAAACUGUUGACUUUCCUAGAAACUCAGGGAAAGGACAUUACCAUGAUCAGUUACGAUGCUCACUACGCGCUGAGAAUCUGUUUGAAGAACCAAAUCAAGGACGCCAGCGUGUUUCUCCAGUGUCUGCUGGAAAUGUGGGUUCCCGCGGUGGAGCUCGCCCUGACCUUCGAUAUACAGCUGGCCAAAGUUACAGCAUCGCAGCCGGCCGACCAAAAUCUUCGCAAGAAGUUGUGGCUCAUUAUCGCCGAAAAGGAAAUCCGUGGUAAACACGAAAACGUUCAGGAGGCCUUGAAAAUACUCAAAGAAUGUGAUCUUCUGCGCAUAGAAGAUCUGCUGCCGUACUUUUCCGACUUUCAGAAGAUAGAUCACUUCAAGGAAGCGAUAUGCGAAUCGCUCAAGGAGUACAACAUCAAGAUCCAGGAGCAACGGAAGGACAUGGAAGAAUCGGCCAAUUCGGCCGAGCAGGUCCGAACCAAGCUACAGACGUUCCGCAAUCGGUCGGUUACGAUCGGCGGCCAGGAACAGUGCGCCAUCUGUGGAGUGUAUCUGCUGUUGAAACCGUUCUUCAUUUUCCACUGUGGGCACAAAUUUCACGGUGAUUGCCUCGAGCGGCAGCUGUUACCUCAGCUGAAUCCAGAAAUAGUCAAUCAUCUGAUGAAUCUGAAGCAACAGUUGACGAUGGCGCAGAAUCAGCCGAUGGACACCGGAAGCACUACCGCCGAGGGGAUUUCUAAUAGCAAGGAACAUCUCAAAAGUCAGAUCGAGGACAUUCUUGCGUCGGAUUGUCUGUUCUGCGGUGAGGUGAUGAUCAACACUAUCGAUAAGACUUUCAUUGAAAAUUGGGAGCGUGUGGACAGUGACUGGCAGUAGAUUGCAUACCAAUACCUACUAAAAUGAUGUUCUAAUAGAAUUC
Molecule: messenger RNA, 3085 nt
Organism: Ochlerotatus camptorhynchus
Lineage: Eukaryota; Metazoa; Arthropoda; Insecta; Diptera; Culicidae
Gene: dor
Product: vacuolar protein sorting-associated protein 18 dor
Exons: 4
Coding region: 97-3042 (981 amino acids)
Biological process (GO): lysosome organization; intracellular protein transport; endosome to lysosome transport
Cellular component (GO): endosome; HOPS complex
Molecular function (GO): protein-macromolecule adaptor activity
Source: RefSeq, a predicted model, not a curated record